AUGGCCAGUAGUCGCGUCGCUCCCCUUCCCUCGCCCAUCUACCACCGCAACCCACCGCGAUCUCGAUCUCCGGACCGACCGAUCCCCGAUUAUGAACACAGCGAUCCCCUCCUCGGGAGUCUAUCACCCGAGUCGACUCUCCAAGCGCUCACUUCCACCAAUGCCGUCCCCAAGAACGAACGAGUCGCCCAUGAUAUCCUGUCCAGAAGUAUCGCUCAGGUUUCCCCAGCGGAAAGAGCCCUCGCAAUUCGCGCAGCAGUUGUCGCUCAAAAGUUGAAUUUGUGGUACAAGGAAAUCCAGUCAUGGAAUUGGCCGAAACAGACCGGUGAUGAGAAAGGAUUGGGCUUCAUCCCCCCGUCCGAUGCGACUGACGAGGAAUACUACGGUAGCCUGCCUGCCGCCAUGGUAGAGGAACACGAGAAGCGCAUUGAGGAAAUCCGAGAUGAAAUGGACCUGCUGGAUAUGGACGAGCUCAAGGAGCACGUUCUCAAUGCCCACAUCCCGGCCCGGUCUCGGCCCUCUUCGGCUAACAGUAGCUUAUCCAUCCCUCCUCAACUGUCUUACGUCCAAUUGAGCGAUUUCACUGCCGUCAUCACCGCCACUAUUCUCCGGGCCCUGCCUCUUUUAUCGCGCCUAACGAGCUUGCUCUCGAUUUGGGAAGUUCGUCUGUUGGUUCUGCGACAGAUUCCCGUCUUGCUUCGCAGCUUGCGCCUCGCCCGCUCUGAGUUGGAGGCUGCCUUGGACCUCUUAAAGUCUUCCGAUCCUCCUAGCGAGAAGGACCCGUUGUUUUCCCGGUCCAACUAUCAUGCAAAGCGCUCCCACUUGGAAGCCACGGUUGUGUCUGCUGGUCGAAGAUUGGAUUGUGUGCUUGACGCUUUGGACGAGAGUGAAGAUUCUAUUCCCGACAGCUGGAUCGAUGACCUCGAAGGUAUCGAGUCAGAGUUUGGCUCUUGGACCAUGCAAGCAGAACAACGCACCGUUGAGAACGAGUGGCAGCGCAUGACAUUUCUUUCGAAGACCAGCGCCAAUCUCGACAUAGAAAAGGACGUGUCUGAACAAUCGUCGACUGAUUCUUCUCGCAACGAGGACCACUCUCAAAACUCGCCUGCUCCCGUUGUGCAGACAUGUCACACUUUUCCUAUGGAGACUAUCGACGAAGAAGAACUCAAUACUCCUGUCGAGGCCGCGCCUCCUAAUCGAGUACCGACUUGCCAGGAAGAUACGAGUGUGCAAUCGGUUAUCGAAGCGGCUCCCUCGAGCCUGGAUCGCACGGCUUCCCCUGCGCUUUCCGAAGCGACCAACAUCCCUACUGAGCUUGUUUCUAGCAAUGCGACUCCCAACGUCUCCCAAACUUCCAUUGAUUCAACAUCUCGUCCUGUCACACUUGCCUCUUCUGCGACCAGUGUCGAACAGGAGGAGGAUGCUCAUCCGUUUGGUACACAACUACCUUCCUCCCAUGCCAUGGUGAGCUCGGUUGAGAAACCCCGCUUGCAACACUCCGAGAGCCUUCUUGCCAACGCAAUGCCUCAUAAUCAAGCAAACCGCGCGCAAGAUACAUCUGAGGAACCGGAGGAUUUUCUACCAACCAGUGAACAAGAUAUGCCUCCGGCCGCAGAAGAGAUUGGCCUUCCAUGCCCUACGCACAAAUCUCCUAGUCUGACUCUUCCAGAAGAUAGCCUGCAGCCACCGAGCAGCCCGCAGACAGACACCGGAAGCGUAAUCAUACGGCGGCCCAAGAAUUUGUCCAUGUCCCCCCAAGUGGUAGACAGCCCCAGAACUGAAGAGGACUCUUCGCACACCACGAAUUUGGAACCCUACGUUCAACAACACUGUGAAAAUCUACCGACUUCAUCGAAUCUAGAUGAAAAACCCGCAUUAGCCAAACGGACUAGCCAGAAUGACUCCGAGGUCCCGACAACAAAGCCACCCAGUUGUACAAGCUCGAUUCCCGCCUUCAGCUCUGAUUCCCCCAGAACUUCAGCAAAGUCGGUAGUUGCACGCAGCGACGAAGAGCUCCCAGUCCGAACUUCUUCUCUGAUGUUGAAGGAAGCGACAGACGACCCGACUCCCAAAAAGCCUCUCGAAAGUCCGAUCAAAUUGUCCAACACUCGACCGGGUCCUUUGAUCUUCGAGACAGAACACGCAGACUCUCGCCACAGGCGCAGGUCGAUUGCUUCUUCUCUCUCGGACUAUCCUUCGCUUGUUUCAAGCCCCGAGAGGCGUGAACCGCACGGAUCCUCAUCUAACGGAACUCCUUUGCUCCUCGAAACUCCCCCACCCUUCCAGGCCGGCUACCAGCCAUCUGAUCCUGUAGCGCCUGGCAGCGACCAUACGUUGCGAGAAGACCGCCUCUUCCGCCUUGACAGUCAGAAGGCUUCUCCGCAUACGGAUUUCGCUCACAACCGAAACCUCAGCCUUCCCUUACAGCGCUUCAUCAGUGAGAGGUUAGAGUUAACCUUUGGAGACGAGAGCAGCAGGGAACCUGAAGGCACUGCAACAACCGAAAGACGCACAGAAGUGUUUCCCAGCCUUCACUCUGGCCCAAGGACAUCCUCUUUACCGCCUCAAGCUGGUAAAUCUUCGACCUCGACCAAAAACACGCGACGUUCUGCCACUCAGUCACCCGAGGUCACUCGUGAAGGGAACUUCAACCAGGGGACAGAUGGCAUCGCAAAGACGCUGCGUGAAGCUUGGGAGCAUACUAAGAUCGCUAGCUCAACAGCAUCAGUCCAGAAGGUUCCGGCAGCGCCCUUGGAAAAUUCGUCCACGAUGCGUCUGAAGAGACAAUUGACUUCACAUCCUAGUCUCGAGAGCAUCGGAGCAUACCGAUCGGAGGCUCGAUCUAACGAUGAGUCUUCAUCCAUCCCAGCCUUCCUCAAGACCACGUCGCGGAUCUCAUCCCCAACCCCGCAGAUGAGAAAGCCCAAGGACCAUUUGGACGAAAAGAUUUCCUCUAUCCUAACUGCCCUCGAUGCGCAGAUUCACCUAGUGUCCGCGGACACCCAUGAGCACGAUGGGCAUUCGACAUCAUCUUACCCAUUGAAACAAAGGGAGCGCUUUCGCUCUGUCUCUCCUCACGGCUCGCCAGCUCGUAGUAGCACACCUACUCCAUCGUUGACUAUCACUCCCGCCGUUUCCCGCCGGCGCUAUUCCCAUGCGCACGCUCCAGAAGAGAGUUCCGUGAAGCUCUACCAUCUGCACCGAGGUGGCAAGUCUGCCCCCACCAAGUUGUUCGUCCGGUCAGUGGGCGAGACCGGCGAGCGCGUCAUGGUUCGCGUUGGUGGUGGGUGGGCAGAUCUCGCAGAGUACCUGAGAGAAUUCGCCGUCCAUCACGGACGCCGACAUGUUUCGGACACGCCUCUGGUAGAGGUGCAGGGGCUUUCCCGCACCUCGCCCCCGUCUCCACCUAGAAAUAGAUUGGCACCCACUGCCAGCGGACGGAGAACCCCGUCACGACCGCCCUCCGUCAUCAGUAAUCGGCCAGGGUCAUCUUUGGCCGUUCGCAAAACCCGGCGGACCUCUAACGUGUCGGAUAUGACCGAGUUCCGCACAUGCAACCCUGGCGACACGCUGAGCACUUCGUAUUCACCCAUGUCAACCGUCUCCUCGCGCCGUCGACUGUCAACGUCGUCCAACGCCUCGAUGGGCGCGUCCUCGGCAAGCGAGUUCCGGCAUGGGUCUUCGUAUUCGCCCACGAAUACCGCCGCGGGCAGUGCCAACCACGCGGUCCCUCUCGGUCUCGCAGGGCCGCGUCCCAGACACGUCUCGAUUAGCGCCGAGAGCGAGGCAUGGGUGGAAGACGUACUCGGACAAGCUCGAAGGAGCUCGUCCCUGCGGCCUUACACCUACGGCCUCGCGCCGCAGGAGCCGGAGCCCGCUCCCGAAAAGGCGCCCCCUCCUCCCGUGAUCUCGAAAUCACGGAGUAUCAGCGAUCUGGGAACCGCCGGCUCCAGCCGACGCAUUGCUCUGCGCGGACUUGGAAGACGUUAA
Molecule: messenger RNA, 3990 nt
Organism: Aspergillus aculeatus ATCC 16872
Lineage: Eukaryota; Fungi; Ascomycota; Eurotiomycetes; Eurotiales; Aspergillaceae
Product: GAS2 domain protein
Exons: 2
Coding region: 1-3990 (1329 amino acids)
Molecular function (GO): microtubule binding
Source: RefSeq, a predicted model, not a curated record